This is a messenger RNA of Poecilia latipinna (sailfin molly), 1172 nucleotides long. RefSeq names its product phenylalanine--tRNA ligase, mitochondrial-like. Lineage: Eukaryota; Metazoa; Chordata; Actinopteri; Cyprinodontiformes; Poeciliidae. Gene Ontology annotation, biological process: tRNA aminoacylation. The record is from RefSeq and is a predicted model, not a curated record. Gene Ontology annotation, molecular function: aminoacyl-tRNA ligase activity; tRNA binding; ATP binding. The transcript has 4 exons. The coding region runs from base 1 to 639 and encodes 212 amino acids.
AUGAAGUCGCCGACUGGCGGCCAUGUUGUUGAUUAUAACCUGCAGACUGGAGCGCUGAGGAGUCUGGGUCAGGCUGGUUCAGAAGUUAAAGUGUUGAGGUUAAAGGUACCACAGAAGAAGAACAGUGGUGAAGUGGUUUUGUCCUCAGGCCUCCUGAGUUUCUGUGUUUGUGUGUUUUCAGCGGGUGCUGGGAACAAACUGGGCUGGGCGUUCGGUUUGGGUCUGGAGCGUCUGGCCAUGAUCCUCUACAGCAUCCCGGACAUCCGGCUGUUCUGGAGUCGGGACGAACGAUUCCUGAAACAGUUCAGGGUGGACGACAUCCAGACGCCCAUCUGCUUCCAGCCUUUCAGUAAAUACCCGCCGUUCCACAACGACAUUUCCUUCUGGCUGCCGGACGCCGCCGACCGCUUCACGGAGAACGACUUCUACGAUCUGGUUCGCUCGGUGGGCGGAGACCUGGUGGAGAAAGUUACUCUGGUGGACGACUUCACUCACCCCAGGACGGGCCGGCGGAGCCACUGCUACCGCAUCGUCUACCGCCACAUGGAGCGAACUUUGACCCAGCAGGAGGUCCGGCAGGUCCACCAGCAAAUCGAGCGGUCAGUGGAGGCGGAGCUGGGCGUUCAGGGCCGGUUCUGACCGAGCAGCGUAGAUCUACACACAGAGCAGCGUAGAUCUACACACAGAGCAGCGUAGAUCUACACAGAGCAGCGUAGAUCUACACACACAGAGCCUAUGCGCCGCAGGGAGAGUUGAGGCGUCCGUCUGCUGCAGCUCUUCGUCAUCCUCCCUCCGCUCCUCUGCAGCCUCAACGUGUGAAUCUGACGCGCGUCGCCUUUAAUUCCCAAAAACAUCGUCUGUGCGUCGGACGCCAGCAGCUGUCUGCUGAUGUCCAGCAGGUCUGAGGACGGACACCUGGCUGUUGAACCCUGAUGACUUCCAGCUGCACUUGAUGUUAAAUUACCUAUAAAAACUAAUUUUUUAAAAAAAUUCUGUGUAAAAUUAAUUUGACUCUUGAACCUUUUUGGGACAGAAAGUUUGACUACGUUCAGCUGUUUGGACACAUAGGAGGAAAUUUAUCUGAAAUGUUUUUGGAAAUUAUGUUUUGAAUGUUGACUAAAGAGGAAAAGUUAAUAAAAAGUUUGCACUAACCUGGUUGCAUAAGAGUUUAA